Molecule: messenger RNA, 786 nt
Organism: Belonocnema kinseyi
Lineage: Eukaryota; Metazoa; Arthropoda; Insecta; Hymenoptera; Cynipidae
Product: speedy protein A-like
Exons: 4
Coding region: 2-640 (212 amino acids)
Biological process (GO): positive regulation of cyclin-dependent protein serine/threonine kinase activity
Molecular function (GO): protein kinase binding
Source: RefSeq, a predicted model, not a curated record
AAUGAGCCUCAAUUUUGUCUUCAAAGCCGUCAGUGGCGUUUUGGGAAAAAUGAAUCGCAAUUUUAAUUUUAAAUCCUGCUUAAUUGAUGAUUCGGGGCUCAAAAAGAAUGUCCUUAAUAUUAAACCAUGGCAGGUGGAGAACUUUUUCAAGAUAAUAGAUGAAGAUCUUGCGCAAUUCUUUAAGUACGACAAAUGUUGCCGUAUCGCAGAUAAUUAUCUGAUAGCGAUGGUUUUUAUCUACUUUAUAAGAGCAGACUUUGAAGUGGAAGAAUAUACUCCACUCAAUUUUCUCGCGGCUCUCCAUUUGGCUCUGGAUAUGGAAGAGGACGAUGAUAAUCUCCACAGUCAAUUGCAAAGGUGGUUGAACGCAAACGAUGCAACUUCUUAUAUUUUGGAUGAAAGAAACCGAGUUUUUCAAAGAAUUGGAUAUCGUGGCUCAAUAUCCCGAAAGUGUUGUGAAUCCAUAAUACGAAGAAUUAAUCCGAAUCACAGUGUUUGGAGAAGACUGAGGCACACUAAUCAUUCUGGAGCUAUAAGCGUAUAUUCGAGGAAGAGAAAUAUGUGCCCCAGGUGUCUUCAAACAGAUUUUUUCCUCGAGUCACCCACCAUGGAUUCUAAACUGUCAACUCGUAACUCAUAGUGAUUAUAAGUAUUGUAAAGCACAUAGAAUUAAGUUUGUCAAAAGUCUAAAAAAACAUAGAUUCUAAUGUAACAUUUGUUAACUCCUGUUAAAAUGUAUUUUUCCCCCUAAUUUUCUCGACAUUAGUUUAAAAAAGAAAAUCUGAA